Prosopis cineraria is the source of this 1043-nucleotide messenger RNA. RefSeq lists its product as uncharacterized. Gene Ontology annotation, biological process: ubiquitin-dependent protein catabolic process. Bases 156 to 854 code for a protein of 232 amino acids. Gene Ontology annotation, cellular component: endoplasmic reticulum. Lineage: Eukaryota; Viridiplantae; Streptophyta; Magnoliopsida; Fabales; Fabaceae. Gene Ontology annotation, molecular function: ubiquitin protein ligase activity; ubiquitin-like protein conjugating enzyme binding. The record is from RefSeq and is a predicted model, not a curated record. The transcript is spliced from 2 exons.
CAUACGGACAAAACCGGAAAAACCUGGAAGCUUCCGCAGGCUUCCCCAGUAAUCGCCAUUUUUGGGGUUUUAAAGAGCCUUUACUCUCAAUUUGAUUUCUCUUCCGUCCCCAACCUGCCUAUCGAGUCUCAAGCAAAUUGUUUAAGGGGUGAGUCAUGGCGAAUGGGUUAGGGGAAUCGAUGAGCACGUCUUCUCAAAGGCCAGCUUGCUCAGGGAGUGAUUCGAAUGAUGCUGGGGAUUUUGAAUGCAAUAUUUGUUUCGAUUUAGCCCAAGACCCAGUUAUCACUCUGUGUGGUCAUCUAUUCUGUUGGCCAUGUCUCUAUCAAUGGCUCCACCAUCACUCGCAUUCUCAAGAAUGUCCGGUUUGUAAGGCUCUUGUACAGGAAGAUAAGCUGGUUCCAUUAUAUGGGAGGGGUAAAACAUCGACUGAUCCCAGAACAAAGUCUUACCCUGGAAUGGAGAUUCCCCGUCGGCCUGCAGGGCAGAGGCCUGAAGAAACUCCUACAGCACAAGCCACUCCUCCACCACAAGCCAAUCCGUUUGGAAAUUAUCGCGUUGGAUUGAUGGGAGGAUUCAUACCCAUGGCAACUGGAAGGAUGGGAAAUUUCACCCUUUCUACGGCCUUUGGUGGUUUUAUCCCAUCUCUUCUUAAUAUUCAAUUCCAUGGCUUUCAAGAUGCCACGGUUUAUGGAACAACUUCUGGUUAUCCGUUUGGAUAUAAUGCCUUUCAUGGAGGACACGCACGUGAUUUCACCCGCCCAACUGGUCAGGGGAACCGGCAUGAAGACAAUGUUUUGAAGAAUCUCUUUUUGUUGAUUGGUGUGCUAGUCCUCCUUACUUUAAUUUUCGGGUGAUAAAACCAUCUUGCCUUUGAGCUCAGGAAUGUCUUGUUGAAGUUCAUUAUCAUGCUUGUAAAUACCUAAGAGGUCAUCUUCGCUCUUCAGAUUUUUGCCAGUUCAGCUUUCUACAACUGUAUUAUCAAUUGCUGCACUGAGCUUGCGUGCUUCUUGUAAUUGUUCCCUCAUAGUUCGCUGACUUACCUA